This is a messenger RNA of Carcharodon carcharias (great white shark), 2605 nucleotides long. RefSeq names its product transmembrane protein 150A-like. The transcript is spliced from 8 exons. NCBI's taxonomy places the organism in Eukaryota, Metazoa, Chordata, Chondrichthyes, Lamniformes, Lamnidae. The record is from RefSeq and is a predicted model, not a curated record. The coding region runs from base 354 to 1169 and encodes 271 amino acids.
ACCUGUCUGUCUCUCUCUGUCUUUUUUUCCUGUUAGUUUAUCUCUCUCUCUUUCUCUCUCGUCUAUUUUCCCCAGUUAGUUUAUCUCUCUCUCUCUCUCACUCUCUCUCACUUUCACUCAGUCUCUCCCAGUCUCAGAGGAGCCCUCUAGCGCCGCAUUGACCCGCACGGGUUGCAGUUCCAGCCGAGGGGAAGGUGCUGUCGCUGGCAGCAAGUUGCUGGAGUCCCGGUCGUUCUGGAGCUGACACCUCCCGCGGGCUGGAUGUCCCCGGAGCCUUGAGAAGAAUCAGCAUCAUGACAGGCUGAGCUCGUCCACAUGUCUCGGACCGUGCCAGACACCGCCUGCCUCCUGGAAUGACAGCCUGGGUCAUCCUGCCCGUUGGCCUGUCCGUCUCCACCAUCACAGCACUCUGGGUCGUGUACGCGGUGGCAGUGCGGAAUCACCACGUUUGCCCUGUGGAUAACUGGACCUACAAUGAGUCAUGUGGUGUGGUCUCGGUGCAGGGCGAACCCAAAGAAUGUUGCACCUUAAAUGACAUCCCAUUGGUCAGUAAGUGUGGCACCCUCCCUCCCGAGAGCUGUCUCUUCAGUCUGAUCUGUAGUGUCGGUUCUUUCAUGGUGAUGUUGGUGGGUUUGCUACGGUACGCGCAGGUGAUGGAGAGACACCAGAACUCCUUACUGAACACAGCAGCACUGGUGGCAUGUUGGAUCUGCGCUGCAGGGCUCAUCGUCGUGGGAAACUUCCAGGUUGACAAUGCCAAAGUCCUACACUAUGUCGGUGCUGGAGUGGGAUUUCCCAGCAGUAUGCUGUUCAUCUGUUUCCAAUCUGUGCUCACCUACAGGAUAGCAAAGAACUCACUGGACUACCAGAUAGGUCACUGCCGGACAUUCCUCACCAUUGUGGCCUUCAUCAACCUUGUACUGAGUGGAGUCUUCUUUAUCCAGGAGAGCUCACAGCUCCAGCAUGCAGCAGCUAUAUGCGAAUGGAUUUUCACCAUCAUCAUCCUCAUUUUCUAUGGGACGUUCGCUGUGGAGUUUGGCUCCAUCACCCAAAACACCUUCCUUGAAAUAUUGGCAAAGAAAGGCAAGAAGACUCACUGUAAAUCAGACAACAAUGUAGUCCUCAGCACAGGCAUCAACCGUGCUCAAGAGGCCAUCACCAUGAUUUAGGCUUCAAGAUCUCCACAAGCAGGUUAAAUGAUUGUGGCACAGCUGUAACUCUGCCUUAAAACAUCCAUAACAGUCAGACUGGGGGCCAGAGGUAUUUGUGGAGCAUUGCUGCCUGAUGCAAUGCAAGGAAUAAUCACUAGAUACCUCGGAUCCUUGAGAAUCAAGGAUACUGUUACGUAAAAAAGCCAUCACAAGAGGACCAAAUCUUUUCCUUUUCCAAUGGUAUUUUUGGAACCUUUAUACGAAAUUUACAUUUUUUUAUAAAAAUUUGAUUUUUAUAAUAGAAAAAUGAAUUAUAUAUUUUAUGACAGCAAAUCUUUCGACCAUUCAGAGUAUUGUGAAAGGAGUUUGUUGUCUUUAAGUUGCUUGUAACACUGACCCUUGUAAAUGGGACAGGUAAACGUUCAAAUGGGAGUUAUCAUGUUCAUUUUUUUAAUGUAAUUUCCAUUUAUUGGUGAUUGAUUCUGUGUAUUUUUAUGUCAUCCUUCACUUCCAGGGAAGACAGGAACGAUGUUACUUCUUAGACAUGACCGUUCCCACUAACUAGGAGCUGUCCAUAGACAGGGCAGGUUGACCAGAAGCAUCAGCCCUGCUUUUGUGCACUCCUGCUACCUCCUCACUGUCCCUGCAUUUACAUCCUUCCCCCAUCCCCUACCUCUGUGUGGACUUAACUGGCCUAAGCUCUGCUUCCUUCCACUCUUCUCCCUCCCCAGGGAGGAUGUGUCUGCCCCCAGAUCCCCUCUGUUUUGUGAAUUCAGAAGCAUUUGACAUUGACCCUGUACCCACCUCCACUGAGAAGAGUCUUUGCCGACUGUAUCAUUUCCCCCAAGCUCUGUAACCUCUUCCAUCCCUCAAACAUCUCUGCGCUCCUCCAAUCUUGGUCUCUAGCACAUGCUCGAUUUCAUUCGCCACACCAUUGGCAGCCAUGCCCCUUGCCAUCUCGGCCCUAAGCUCUGGAAUUCCCUCACUAAACCUCUCCCUCCUCCUUUGUGAUGCUAUUUCAAACCUACCUGUUUGACUAAACUUUUGGUCCCCUGCCCUAAUAUCUCUUCAUGUGACUCGGUGUCAAGGUUUGACAGGUAACUCUCCUGUGAAAUGCUUUGGGACAUUUUUACUAUGUUAAAGGUGCUAAAUAAAUACAAGUUGUUGUUGUAUCAACUUCUGAAGCGAUCAGGGACCUCCGCACAGUGACAACCAUUUCUGGUCUUGGCAUCUGAUAUCACCAGGUUAGCUAAGAAGCCAAACUCUCUUUUGUGUGCAAUGACCAAUUCAUCAAUUUAAAUAGUUGAAUUUUUACACAUUUUAAACAAAUAUCUGUAUUAUUAGAAAUGUUGCUUAUCAAUCAUUUGCUCUUUCCAGUGGUAAAUAGACUACAGUUCCAGCCAUCAUAUCAUCAUUUAAAAAUAUGGGAUUGAAAUAUAUACAAAGUGACAUUU